Messenger RNA from Durusdinium trenchii, 1269 nucleotides. NCBI's taxonomy places the organism in Eukaryota, Dinophyceae, Suessiales, Symbiodiniaceae. The record is from the annotation of a GenBank genome assembly.
CUGGCCAGUUGUGGUACAGUAAUUUCAAUCUUCGGCAUGCAAGGUUUCCGAGCGAAGCAAUGGAGAAAGUACGAAGCGGCAGCCGAGAGUAUGCUGGAGAGGGAACCGACCGCUGACUUGGCAUUGGCCGGCUUUCCAAAUUGGCAAAAGGCAGAAAUGCAAGUUUUCUUGGGCCCAAUUGGAGAAUAUGACGAAGUGAAGAUGGUCAAGGACGAUUAUGACACCCCCGUUUGUUUGGUGUGGGUGAGCCGGGGAAGUAUUCCAGCUCUUCUUGCAGCAAGGCUCAAAACGAGCCGGCUGAUUUCUCAAGGAUUGCAAGUGGUACUCGCCCGAGAGCACACACAAGACUUUGGGACCCGCUCAAGUGGUACUCGCGACUAUCAAUUUCGAAACGAAGAGCGCGUGGUGCUCUUGAAUUUAAGAUCGCAGACUGAGCUGAACGGCACCCCCUGCACCAUUUUACGAUUUGACUCCAACUCCUCUCGAUGGCUGGUGCGUUUGGAUUCUGAAGAGGAGGACAACGAACUCUUGGUCUCGGAAGCCAAUCUGUUGCCCCUGUGGGCCGAAAGAAGCGAUGAGAUCGAAGAAGCGCUCUCUCCCAAGGCUGAAACAGGCGAAGGUGAAGGGUCGGACGGUGAGGCGCCAAAGCCGAAUGAGGCCGAUGAGAUACCGGAGAGUGACCAAAGAGGAGCUCGGCUCGAGCAGCGAGAGCUCGGCGAAGGAGACGCGGAGGCUGAAGAGGAGCCGGAGGAGCAGAGUGAAGCGGAGGACACCAACCUCUCGAGGAGAUCCAUAGACAAAGCUGAUUCGAAAGGCAAAGUGAAGGCCUCGCAUGCCGUGGUGGUCACCGGCUUCCCCCUGUGGGACCUGGAACGGAUCACCGAGUACUUCGCGCGCUUCGGGGAGCUGCGCACCAUCCUGGGCCACGACAAGGCCAAGAAUGGACGGAGGAAACUCCUGGUGGCUUACUGUCGGAAGGUGAAUGCCAGAACCACCCAAAAGCGUGUGGAUGGAACAGAGAUUGAUGGCUUCAAGUUACAUGCCUUCUUUCCCGAGAAGGCAGAGGCCAAGGCCAAGGCGAGGGCUCCAAAGCCAACCAUCAGCAAAUGAAUGAAGUAUAAUACUUGACGUUGUUCUUCAACAGAGGCACGUCCGGCGGACAAAAUGAGGCUUGCUGCGCCAGCGAGGCUUGCUGCUGUGGACACUCUGGUCUCGAGACAAGGUCCAUUGCGUUCAUCAACCGGCCCGGUUCAACUAUAUGGUAUAGCC